AUGAGUGCCUCAAAGGAUAAUAUUGAGAUGGAGGUUGAACAAAUACCCUCAGAAAACAAAAUUAGCGAUAAAACCGAACAGAAUAAAGGCGUUAUGGCUGUGGGUACUUCAGGUUCAAUUACAUGUUCUUUACAUCCCUUAGUAAUAAUGAAUGUUUCGGAACAUUGGACAAGAGAAAGAGCCCAGUCGGGCAUCCCCAAGCAAGUUAUUGGAGCUUUAAUUGGUAAACAGAAAGGACGCAACAUUGAGAUAAUGAAUUCUUUUGAACUGGUGUUCAGUAUCAUAGGAGACGAUAUAAUUAUUGAUAAAGAAUAUUAUUGUAUGAAGGAAGCCCAAUUUAAACAAGUGUUCAGUGAUAUGGAUUUUAUUGGUUGGUAUACAACUGGAGAUGCACCAAAUUACAGUGAUAUUAAGGUUCAUAAGCAAAUAUGUGAGAUCAAUGAGAGUCCAAUUUUAUUAAAAUUAAAUCCUCAUGACAAAAAUAUUGAUUAUCUACCAGUGACAUUGCAUGAAUCAGUAAUUGAUUUAGUUGAUGGUGAAGCCACAAUGUUAUUUGUUCCAUUAUCAUAUACACUGGCUACUGAGGAGGCAGAAAGAAUUGGAGUUGAUCAUGUAGCAAGAAUGUCAUCAUCAGAUGCAGGAGAGAAUUCUUUAGUUGCUGAACAUUUGACCGCACAACAUAGUGCCAUUAAAAUGUUACACUCUAGAGUAAAACUUGUUCUGGAGUAUAUGAAAGCAGUUCAGGCAGGUAUAUUGCCUCCAAACCACGAAAUCCUCAGAGAGGCUUAUUCAUUGUGUCAUAGAUUGCCUGUUGUUCAGAGUCCAAGAUUUCGACAAGACUUUUAUAAUCAAUGCAAUGAUGUGGGAUUAAUGACCUAUUUGGGAACCCUAACAAAGGGUUGCAAUGAUCUGUAUCAAUUUGUCACGAAGUUCAACAUCUUGUAUGAUCGCCAAGGAGUAGGGAGGAGAAUAAGAGGGUUGUUUUUCUAAAACGUUUAUUUCGAACCAUUUGAAAAUGACUUUUUUAACAGCAAAUCGUAACAUGUCUUUAUUAACGUUUAUUUCAAGAAGAGCUCCCUUAAACGUCGUUUUAUAGUGUUUCUUAAUGAAUUAUUUAAUUGUGUAUAUGUACUACAAAAUUGUGGAAGACGAUAUUUUGUGCAUCUAGAUCGUUUAUAAAAAAUAACAUUACAAAAUAUGUCACAACUCUCUCAUUGUUUUGUCAGUACAGUUAACACUAGAUUUACAAUUG
Messenger RNA from Agrilus planipennis (emerald ash borer), 1252 nucleotides. RefSeq names its product COP9 signalosome complex subunit 6 (gene CSN6). Lineage: Eukaryota; Metazoa; Arthropoda; Insecta; Coleoptera; Buprestidae. The record is from RefSeq and is a predicted model, not a curated record. Bases 1 to 990 code for a protein of 329 amino acids. Gene Ontology annotation, biological process: protein deneddylation. The transcript is spliced from 5 exons. Gene Ontology annotation, cellular component: COP9 signalosome. Gene Ontology annotation, molecular function: metallopeptidase activity; protein binding.